This is a messenger RNA of Histoplasma capsulatum G186AR, 2049 nucleotides long. RefSeq names its product endopolyphosphatase. Lineage: Eukaryota; Fungi; Ascomycota; Eurotiomycetes; Onygenales; Ajellomycetaceae. Gene Ontology annotation, biological process: polyphosphate catabolic process. The coding region runs from base 1 to 2049 and encodes 682 amino acids. Gene Ontology annotation, cellular component: fungal-type vacuole; membrane. Gene Ontology annotation, molecular function: endopolyphosphatase activity; exopolyphosphatase activity. The transcript has 2 exons. The record is from RefSeq and is a predicted model, not a curated record.
AUGGUCAAGCUAGUCCUAGCUCUCUUGCUCCUAGCAUCUCGGCCGCUCUGGACUUCUGCUGGCGAUGCACAAGAAGCUAAAGAUGGAAAGCUUCAUGGUCGUUUUUUACAUAUCACUGAUAUACAUGUUGAUCCGAAUUACAAACCAAAUUCCAAUACCGACGGGGAUCACGAUUGUCACAGAGGAUCUGGACAUGCAGGCUUUUUCGGAACUGUCGGCUCUGAUUGCGACUCCCCUCUCACCCUGUUAAACGCAACAGUCGCGUGGAUUCAAGACAACCUCGCAGACUCGAUCGACUUUGUUAUUUGGACAGGCGAUGCGGCACGCCACGACAGUGAUGAAAAAAUACCACGUACGGAGAAAGAGGUUCUCCAGUUGAACCAGUUGUUGGCCAGCAAAUUCCAUGACAUCGUUUCUACAUCAAAUGGGAAGAAAAAGGAAAUGCGAAUUCCAUUCGUCCUUACAAUCGGGAAUAAUGAUGUAAUGCCCCACAAUAUCUUGAAGAAGGGACCUAAUACCUGGACGAAGAACUUUGCCAGUAUCUGGGAUCCUUUUAUUCCUGAGGAACAGCACCACUCAUUUGUUCACGGUGGCUGGUUUUAUGUAGAAGUCAUUCCCCACCGAUUGGCUGUUUUCAGUCUUAAUACGAUGUACUUCUUCAGCUCAAAUAGUGCUGUUGACGGAUGUGCGAGUGAAGACGAACCCGGAUAUGAACAUAUGGAGUGGUUGCGGGUCCAGCUCCAGUUCAUCAGGAAAAGGGACAUGAAAGCAAUUCUAAUUGGACACGUUCCCCCGGCCAGGACAGAUUCCAAGGAGAACUGGGAUGAGACAUGCUGGCAAAAAUAUACGCUCUGGCUACAGCAGUACCGUGAUAUAAUCGUUGGGAGCAUGUUUGGACAUAUGAAUAUCGAUCAUUUUAUGCUCCAGGACACGAAAGAUAUUAAGAUCGGUGAUGGGGGAGCCAAAUCUCUGCUCAGGCUGGCGAAGCGGGACAGCAGUGACGAUCAGACGGUGUCCAUACAAUCACGCAUGAAUUAUUUAACAAGUCUGAGGGAUUCUUGGUCACGGUUGCCAUCUCCGCCCGAUACAUCAUCUUCCGCCUGUUCAGAGGGUGGUGUCGAUAGUAAACUUAACUACAAAUCUCAUCUUGGUUUAGUUUGGGGUUUGAAACCCCAAGGCAAGAAGAAGGAGAUGAGAAAAUAUCUGAAGGCCAUUGGUGGGCCUUGGGCGGAAAGAUACAGCAUAUCACUUGUUUCACCCAGCGUGAUUCCAGACUACUAUCCGACCUUGCGCGUGAUCGAGUACAAUGUAUCCGGUCUAGAGAACGCUAAGAUUUGGUCGGAAGCAACUUCGCAUCACAAAAAAUGGCAGCAGCCGACAUUACCUUUGCUUGAGGAUGUUGAUAUUGACACUCAGGAUCUGCAGGAAGAAAGCAGAAAGAAAAAGAAAGGUAAAAAGAAAAAGAAAAAGAAGCCAAAAAUGCCAAAAUUCAAAUCUCCGGAACCACCAUCUACUACAUCGCCACCAGGACCUGCGUAUUCGAACCAGCCGCUAACCCUGCUUUCAUAUACACAAUACUUUGCCAAUUUAACAGAACUCAAUAAUAUCCAAACGAUGAGUUCUACAGUUGGCCGAGAUCACAACCAAAAACUUCUCAAGCAUGACCCACGAGAAUCCGACGAUGGCCUCCAGCCAAGGAAGUUCUCCUUUAAAGUUUUUUACGAUACCAAAACAGACAAAGUAUAUAAUCUGAAGGAUUUGACGGUCAAGAGCUUCCUGAAUCUCGCGAGAGGGAUUGCAGAGAAGAAGAAGGCCUCGGGUGGGAGGAGAACUGAAGCAGGCGUAGCUCCUGGUUACCUAGAUGGGAAGGCAAAAACGCCGCCAGAGGAAAAGAGAAAUGAGUUGCCCGUAAAUCAGAAUCAAGGUCCGUCAUUGAAUUAUUUAUGCACGGGGAUGGAAGCAUCGCCUCCAAUGACGCGGUCUCGCGAUAGUCUUUGGUCCGUGUUCGUGCGGCGGGCAUUCGUGGGGUUUGUCGACGAUAACGCAUGA